Messenger RNA from Suncus etruscus (white-toothed pygmy shrew), 1517 nucleotides. It is a transcript of the gene GP5, whose product is annotated as glycoprotein V platelet. The record is from RefSeq and is a predicted model, not a curated record. The transcript has a single exon. Bases 1 to 1356 code for a protein of 451 amino acids. Gene Ontology annotation, molecular function: protein binding. NCBI's taxonomy places the organism in Eukaryota, Metazoa, Chordata, Mammalia, Eulipotyphla, Soricidae.
AUGCUGCGGGCCGCGCUGCCGCUACUGCUGCCGCUGCUGCUUCUGCUGCUGGACCCGGCGCGUUCGCAGCCCUUCCCGUGCCCCGCGUUCUGCGCGUGCACCUUCCGCGACGCGGCGCAGUGCUCGGGCGUGGGCGUGGCGCAGAUCCCCGCGCUGGGCCUGCCCGCCAACCUCACGCACCUGGUGCUGCACUCGCUGCGGCCGGGCACGCUGCGCGACGACAGCUUCCGCGGCAUGACGGUGCUGCAGCGGCUCAUCCUGGUGGACAGCCCGGUGGCGCGCGUGGCGCCCGGCGCCUUCGACGACCUGCGGCGGCUCAAGACGCUGCGCCUGUCGCGCGACGGCCUGGUCCAGCUGCCGCGCGGGCUCCUGGCGCGGCUGGAACAGCUGGAGCAGCUGUUCCUGGACCGCAACGCGCUGCGCAGCCUCGAGCCCGACGCCUUCGCCCCGCUGGCGCGCCUGCAGGAGCUGUCGCUCAGCCACAACCGGCUCUCCGCCCUGCCCGCCGCGCUCUUCGCCGGCCUGGGGCGGCUGCGCGCCCUGGACCUGUCCGCCAACGCCCUGGCGCACCUGCCCCCCGGGCUCUUCGGGGCGCUGGGGCGGCUGGAGCGCCUGGCCCUCCACGACAACCAGCUCGCGGCGCUGGACGCCGGCCUGCUCCGGGCGCUGCGCUCCCUGCGGGCGCUGCACCUCCACCGCAACCGCCUGCAGGCCGUGGCCCCGCGCGCCUUCGACGGCCUCGCCAGCCUGGGCAACCUCACGCUGCAGGAGAACCGACUCCGGGCGCUGCCCCCCGCGCUCUUCCUGCCCGCGCGCGGCCUGGAGGAGCUGCGGCUGGAGCGCAACCAGCUGCAGGCGCUGCCCGGGGACGCCUUCGCCGCCCUGCCCCGGCUGCGCCUCGUCCUGCUGGGACACAACCCCUGGCGCUGCGACUGCGGCCUCUGGCCCUUCCUGGGCUGGCUGCAGCGGCACCCGCAGCUCCUGGGCCCAGCCGAGCCCCCGAAGUGCCACGGCCCCGCGCCGCAUGCGGGGCUGCCGCUGCUCGGCGUCCUUCCCGCUCUCGGGGCUGCCUGCUCCGGCUCCCCGGGGACGCCGUCUCCCCGCCCGGCCACGCACCCCCUCUCCGUUCCCGGCCCUCCCAGCCCCCCUGCUCGGGAGCCCACCCCAGGCCCCGCGGAACCCUGGGCGUGGGCCCAGAGCGUGGCCCUGGAGCAAAAGCGGGACCACAGCCUGUUCUUUGCGCUCUAUUUUCUACUCUGGGUCUCGCAGGCCGUCGUGACGGGGAUCAUCGUGUUCACGAUGGUGAAACUCGGCCGGCUCUUCCGAAAAGCGAUCCAAGAAAGAGCCCUUUUUUGAGGAUGGAGAGAACCAGGGGACCCACCCGAGGCCCAGCGACUACUCUGCAGUUUCUUGCUCUCCCUAGUCCCUCUCCCCACCCCAUCUCCCUUCCACCCCACCACCAUAUCUCCCUGUACCCAAUCUUUUCCUUUAGUAAAAUGCUUUGGAGGGACUGUUUG